CCUCAACAGCUCCUGUGGCAGGCCGUGCUUCCUCAGAAGACACAGGAAGUACAUCCUCUGCUGGGCUUUUUUGAGGAUGGAGAUGAUGUUGGUCUUCCACGUCAGGUCCUGAGAGACUCGAGUUCCUGGGAAAGCCUCGACGAUUGACACAGGCCAGUUGGACAGCGUGAGGAAUAGCUGUGGCGAAGGACGCCUCCUGAAGUCCACGAUCAUCUCUACGGUCUUGAGCGUUUUCAGCUCCAGGUGUCGAUUUAUCAAAGCCAUUACUCGACUCCAAAUCACAGUCUGAAGGACCACAAUGGACUUUUUCUUUGAAGAAGAAUCAGACUCAAACCCCAACCAGAACGAAGGACGUGAUAAGGACCCACGUAUGUUACAAGUAGAAAACGCAGAGGCCAUUUUGAGCAGGGAUGAUGACGUUGAAGAGAAUUUCAGCUCAAACGACAUCAGCAGAAGAGUUCAGGAACUAGUGGAGAAGAUUCACGACCGCCGCACCAAUGACCAGAAAGAAAUUGAAAGCUUUCAGCAGAUUAUCGUGGAUAAGGUUACAGAGGUGUGCCAGCAAAUGAAGCAGGACAUGUACAAUGUCUAUGAAGAGAACAGCAGUGAGAUGCAGGUGAAGCUGCUGGAGUUGACCGAUGUGCUGGAAACGUGCACCAGGCUCCACACCGAGCUUCUGAAAGCCAGCCAUGUGCUGGCCAGCCUUCAAGAGGGCCUCACCGUCAGUUGCACAGCAGAACCCAUGUCAGAGUAGAUCAGAUUUAUGUUCACAAAGUGAUUGUUUCACUCAAGUUCUUGCUUCCGCUUUUCAGAGAUGGUGUUAUAGACUUGUAUUUCAGUCUAAGUCAUAGAGCCCACUAACAUUUUUUUGCCCCACUUUUAGUUCCCGUUUCAUUAUAAGUAUUGUGUUAGCAGAGUUCAGUGCAAAAAUUAAUGAGACCACACCAUGUAGGAUAGCAGUUUUAUUGGUGCUUUUCACAAGAACAUCUCAGCCAUCCUCAUUUUGCAUCAUUUAAAGUUGUAUUAAAACAUGACAAAAUAAAACGCAACUCUUAAUUUAUAAUGAAAACAACAUGCAACCCCCCCCCCCCCCCCAAA
This is a messenger RNA of Phyllopteryx taeniolatus (common seadragon), 1098 nucleotides long. It is a transcript of the gene syce2, whose product is annotated as synaptonemal complex central element protein 2. The transcript has 5 exons. The record is from RefSeq and is a predicted model, not a curated record. Bases 299 to 754 code for a protein of 151 amino acids. Gene Ontology annotation, cellular component: central element. NCBI's taxonomy places the organism in Eukaryota, Metazoa, Chordata, Actinopteri, Syngnathiformes, Syngnathidae. Gene Ontology annotation, biological process: synaptonemal complex assembly.